This is a messenger RNA of Rhododendron vialii, 2274 nucleotides long. RefSeq lists its product as uncharacterized. The transcript has 2 exons. The coding region runs from base 1 to 1164 and encodes 387 amino acids. Lineage: Eukaryota; Viridiplantae; Streptophyta; Magnoliopsida; Ericales; Ericaceae. The record is from RefSeq and is a predicted model, not a curated record.
AUGUCGGAGGAAAAACAAAAAGCUUCCGCUAGUACAAAUGAUGAAUUGAGUCGUGUAGGGACUCUAGAUAAUUUUUCUCUGGAUAUUUGCCAUAUUAAGUUGGAUGGUACCAACUAUUUGAUUUGGUCUCGCACUUUUACUUUGGCUAUUGAGGCCAAAGGAAUGUCAGAAUUUAUUGAGGGUUCUGUUACUCCACCUGUUGAGGCUAUUGCACUGAAGAAAUUUAAAUCUCAAAAAUCGUUAGUUAUAACCUGGUUGUUUAAUUCUAUGAGAGCUGAUAUUCGUCAUACUUUUCUGCUUCUCGAUACUCCACAUAAGAUUUCGACUACUGCAGCCCAAACCUAUUCUCAACAGGGUAAUGAUGCACAGUGUUUUGAGUUGAGGAAGAGGCUCCGUAUAUUGGAACAAAAUCAUCAUUUCAUUGCUGUGUAUUUUGCUGACUUGAAUGGAGCGUGGCAGGAAUUUGAUUAUUAUCAGGGAUUUCAGGCUGUUUGUGCUGUUGAUACUGCUGCUUGGUUAAAGCGAUUGGAGAAGGAACGUGUCUAUGAUUUUUUGGCUGGACUUGAUAUAGAAUAUGAUCCGAUUCGCGUGCAGGUGUUGGGUCGUAUUUCAUUUCCGUCGUUGGGAGAGGCCUAUGCCAUUGUUCAGCAGGAGGAGAGUAGGAGGGGUGCUAUGUUGGACACUCCUACUCCUGAGCGUUCUGCCUUGGUUGCCAUUCCUCAGGUUGGGCUUGUUGCACAGAGUGGUAAAUCACAGUCUGGUGCUAGCAGUGGGCCUAUUAAUCAAGAGUCACUCCGAUGUGAUCAUUGUCACAACACCGGCCAUACCAGGGAUUUCUAUUGGAAGCUACAUGGUCGUCCCUCUCGUGGGCGAGGGGGUGGACGCGGUGGUCGAGGUCGUGGCCCCAUGCGUUCUAAGGCCCAGGCCCAUGUUUCGGAGUCUACAUGGGUUGCUAGCUUGCCUGAUUCUGGGUUUCGUACUGGGGUUCAGGCGUCUUCUGAUCAUGUUAGUGGUUUUUCUCAGGGGGAAAUGCAAGCUCUCCGGCGCCUAAUGGCUCGGGCUGAUUCUCCAUCUACUAUAGCUCCUACUUCUACAGCAAGUCCCACUUCAUCCUAUUUUGCUCACACAGGAACUGGACACGGGCAAAGUGAUUGGCAGUGGUAAAGCACAGGAUGGCCUCUAUUUUUUGGAGUCUGCACCUCGUUCACCUAUGUCAUGUGGUUUUGCUCUGCAAGCAGAUAUGAGUUCAGCUCUCUCUAUGUUACAUCAGUGGCACCGUAGAUUGAGUCAUCUUUCUUUUGGAAUUUUAGAGAAAUUUUUUCCUACUUUAAUUAAGCAUUGUUCUAGAAGUCAUUUUUUUUGUGAAGCUUGUGAGCUUGGAAAACAUAGACGUUCAGUUUAUGCACCUAUUAAUAAACGGAGUGCCUCUCCUUUUAUGGUUAUUCAUUCUGAUGUUUGGGGUCCUUCCCCUGUUACAUCUCUUAAAGGUUUUCAGUGGUUUGUCACUUUUAUUGACUGUUAUUCUCGUGUUACUUGGGUGUAUUUACUUAAAUCAAAGAAUGAAGUCUUUUCUUGUUUUAUAUCUUUUCAUACAAUAGUGCGCACCCAAUUUGAUGCGAAUAUAAAAAUUCUUCGUAGUGACAAUGGCACUGAGUAUAUCGAUAGGACUUUUAGGGCCUUUCUAGAUGAAAAUGGCAUUCUUUUUCAGACGACUUGUGUUGACACUCCAUAACAAAAUGGAGUUGCUGAACGCAAAAAUUGUCAUCUUGCUGAGGUUGCUCGCUCUCUUUUAUUCACCAUGAAUGUUCCCAAAUAUUUAUGGGGCGAAGCGAUUUUGACUGCAACUUACCGUAUAAACCGUAUGCCAUCUAGUGUUCUUCACUUCAAAACUCCCAUUGAGUGUCUUCCUGGUAGUUUUCAUGUUACGACUCUUCCUCCGAGAGUUUUUGGUUGUGUAUGUUUUGUUCACGCUCCUCACUCCUCUGGUGGCAAGUUAGGUCCUAAGGCCUGUAAAUGUGUUUUCAUUGGGUACUCUCCUACCCAGAAGGGCUAUAAAUGUUAUGAUCCUCCCUCUAGGAAAUUUUUUGUCUCCAUGGAUGUCACUUUUUGGAAAAUCGAGCCCUUUUACUCUCCCUCCACUCCAUCUCUUCAGGGGGAGCAUAGGCAGGAAGAGAUGAGCGAGGUUUAUAGUCAUGGUCAGGGGGAGGAAUUAUUUUUUAAUCAUGGUGAGGGAGAGAAGGAAAAAUCUGAAGAGGAACCAGUAUCUACCGAAAG